AUCAACUUCUCUGUCUUUGGACAAUGACUUCUUUGUUCUUCUUAGCUCUCCUUUUCUCGUCUAUUCUCACGGGAAAUGUUGAUGCUAAUCCAAAUUACAGAGAAGCACUCUCCAAGUCAUUGCUCUUCUUCCAAGGUCAGCGAUCUGGUCGUCUCCCUAGAGACCAACAAGUCUCCUGGAGGGCUAGCUCCGGCCUUUCUGAUGGUUCUACCGCUCAUGUGGACUUAACGGGUGGGUAUUACGACGCGGGAGACAACAUCAAGUUCAAUUUCCCAAUGGCGUUUACCACGACAAUGCUUUCAUGGAGCACACUUGAGUACGGUAAGCGUAUGGGUCCUGAGCUUAAAAACGCACGUGAGAACAUCCGUUGGGGAACGGAUUAUCUCCUGAAAUGUGCUAGAGCAACUCCGGGCAAGCUUUAUGUCGGAGUAGGAGAUCCUAACGUUGAUCACAAAUGCUGGGAACGCCCUGAAGACAUGGACACACCUCGUACAGUCUACUCUGUUUCUUCUUCUAACCCUGGCUCAGAUGUAGCAGCUGAAACCGCAGCAGCUCUCGCUGCUGCAUCUAUGGUUUUCAGGAAAGCUGAUCCUAAGUACUCACGUUUGCUGCUCGCAACAGCUAAGAACGUUAUGCAGUUUGCUAUUCAGUACAAAGGCGCUUACAGUGAUUCCCUUUCUUCAUCUGUCUGCCCUUUCUACUGCUCUUACUCUGGUUACAAGGAUGAGCUGAUGUGGGGUGCAGCCUGGCUACUGAGAGCAACCAACAACCCGUAUUACAAAAAAUUAAUAAAAUCUCUAGGAGGUGGAGAUCAGCCUGAUACCUUCAGCUGGGACAACAAAUACGCUGGCGCCUAUGUUCUUCUUUCACGUGUUCGUCUAACUUUUAUAAUUCUCACUAUUAGACUCAUCAACUCACAACAAAGCUUGUCACUUUUUUUUUGGCAGAGAGCAUUGCUUAACAAAAACAAACACAACAACUUUGAACAAUACAAACAAUCAGCUGAGAAUUUCUUGUGCAAGAUCCUCCCACACUCUCCCUCUUCCUCCACCCAAUACACUCAAGGAGGACUAAUGUACUUGCAACCUCAGAGCAAUCUCCAAUACGUAACCGCCAUCACAUUCCUCCUAACAACCUACGCCAAAUACAUGAAAUCGACACGUCACACAUUCAAAUGCGGAAACUCAGUCAUCGUCCCCAACGCAUUGCUAACCGUAUCGAAGCGACAAGUGGAUUACAUACUCGGAGAGAAUCCGAUCAAGAUGUCGUACAUGGUUGGAUUCGGACGCAGAUUCCCGAAGAGGAUCCACCACAGAGCGUCGUCUCUCCCUUCGCGCGCGGUUCAUUCGAAACCGUUGGGAUGCGACGGCGGACGCCAAUCGUUUUACACUAAGAAACCUAACCCUAAUGUACUCACGGGAGCGAUCGUAGGGGGACCGAAUCAGAAGGAUCGGUAUCCGGAUAAGAGGGAUGAUUAUACUCACUCGGAGCCGACGACUUACAUUAACGCGGCGUUCGUCGGACCUUUGGCGUACUUCGCCGCCGUUAGAUCGGGUUGAGAUCGAAUCCGCCGCGUGAUUGCGUAGUUACUUUGUUUUGACAUGAACAGUUCAUAAGUGUUUU
Molecule: messenger RNA, 1623 nt
Organism: Eruca vesicaria subsp. sativa (arugula)
Lineage: Eukaryota; Viridiplantae; Streptophyta; Magnoliopsida; Brassicales; Brassicaceae
Source: the annotation of a GenBank genome assembly